Molecule: messenger RNA, 453 nt
Organism: Schistocerca cancellata (South American locust)
Lineage: Eukaryota; Metazoa; Arthropoda; Insecta; Orthoptera; Acrididae
Exons: 3
Coding region: 1-453 (150 amino acids)
Source: RefSeq, a predicted model, not a curated record
AUGUUUCCGGCGGCCAGGCUACCCCCAUCCUCAGGACCAGUGUUUUGGCCGGCCGGCAGUGGCGCCGUGGGUGGUGUAGCGGCGGGCGCCCGACGGUGCGUGGGGUGGGGAGGAGAAGUUCCCCCGCGCAUGCGCGUCGUGGAGCUCCUCCGGGCACCUGUGGCGGAGCGUCGCCUGCAGUCAGGCGUCAGUCGGCGUCGCUUUCGCACGUACCGCACCUCUGGGCGUCUGUUUCCGCGUCGUCGUCGCUGCGUCGAUCUGCUGGUCGGGACUGAUCCGGAUAACAUCAGCUGGAGGGCUACCUCGUCGCUGACAUUUAGCGAUUCGGUCGGGGAAGUUGCUGUGUCUCCAUUGGCAGCUGGAGUGGAAAUAGCUGUAGCCUGCCCUGUGACACUGGUAGCCCGGCAGAAGCCAACAGGCGAGCCGACAUCACCAGGGGUGGCCAAGCUCUAA